Messenger RNA from Anguilla anguilla (European eel), 2739 nucleotides. RefSeq names its product DCN1-like protein 3. Gene Ontology annotation, biological process: positive regulation of ubiquitin-protein transferase activity; protein neddylation. Lineage: Eukaryota; Metazoa; Chordata; Actinopteri; Anguilliformes; Anguillidae. The coding region runs from base 1142 to 2134 and encodes 330 amino acids. The transcript is spliced from 4 exons. Gene Ontology annotation, cellular component: ubiquitin ligase complex. The record is from RefSeq and is a predicted model, not a curated record. Gene Ontology annotation, molecular function: cullin family protein binding; ubiquitin-like protein binding; ubiquitin conjugating enzyme binding.
AUGUUGGAACAUAAUGUCGAUGGCUUUGUUUCACAUUUGUCUACUUUUUUAGGUCCCACGACUAUUCUCCAGUAUUUACCAGCAGGAGAAGCUGACUGGCUUUUUAACGAGUUUGUUUAUGCCAGCGAUAUGCUUUGAAACAGUGUUAUUGAUUUUUCUCGUGGGGAUUUUAUUUUCUAUAUAAAGUGUCUCGCCAGUUGACUGAUAUAUAAGCGAUCUUCUGCCCUGCUAUUCUUACUGGGUAGGUAGGCUAGCUUUCUAAGAAGCUGUUUGUCAGCUUCAAACAUAAAAUCUACUAGCUGUCUGUGCUGUUUGUUCUGUAUUUUCGGCGCUUACAUCAGUGAAAAGGCAGUUGGUUAUUACUCGAAACAAACUAAAUUAAUCAUAUGCGGAAAUCGAGAUUGUCACAUUGAUGAAUAGAAUUGAGAUGUCAUGGUUCAAAGUUAUACUUAAACAUUGUUGGAACAUCUGUGUAUGCCAAAUGUUUAUUCUAAUCAAUUUUCACACCAUCCCACGGUGACAUUUUAACAAGUGAACGUUAUUCUCCGUUGAAGUGAAAAGAUCAUUGCUGUGGAAAGCUUAUGCGAAAUGCCUUGUCGCAUAGCUAACUGACUGUGUCGGUGAGCCAACUCCUAAAACUUUAUAAGGCCUUUAGUGAGCAGAUUCUUUAUCUAGUUUAUGUGGGUGAUUGUGUCGUGCUGGUGCUGUUGGUAUACAAGAAGAAGUUAUGGGUUAAACAUUGUUUCCGUCAUAUCAAAUUAAGUUUAAAUAAACAACUCUCUGGUGUCUGUUCAUUCAAUGUCCUACCGAAACCAGAUUCCCAGAUUAAAUCAAUCGGUAGAUGGGACAAUCGUGGUCUAAGAACGUAGCUAACUUGGAUAAAGUAAAGCCACUCGCCAACAUCACGUGUCGUGGACGUCCAGCUCGUCGGUUUUGGAGAUGACUCCUCCUGGCCUCUGGACCCUCCUAUUCUGACACUCCUCUCACCCGAUGGAAUGUUGAGGCGCGCGGCGGGAGCGGGGCAGCAGCGUCGGCAGCGGGGCGGGGCCGGCUGGACCUGAGGCUCGCGGGUUUGGCGGGGAGGAGGAGGAGGAGGAGGAGGCGGAGGGCGAGGUGGCGACGGAGAGAGACUGAGAGAGACAUGGGCCAGUGCGUCACCAAGUGCAAGAACCCGUCAUCCUCGCUGGGCAGCAAGAGCGGAGACAAGGACCCCGCCGGCAAGGCCCACUGCAAGAAGGGCGGAGUGAUAGGAGGAGGAGGAGGAGGAGGAGGGGCCGGGGGCGGAGUCUACAAGGAGGAGGCGGGGCCGGUGUGCACCAGGUCGCCCGCGGACCUGCUGGCCAACGGCACCAAGAAGAUGGAGGCGGAGGGGAGGACUGGCCCGGCGCCCUCGGGGGAGCCGCCCGGGGGGGAGGAGCCGGCGGCGGCGGGCGGGGAGGAGUUCUCCGUGCCGCGCAUCGAGGAGCUCUUCGGCUGCUACAAGGACGAGGUGGACGACGCCAUCCUGGAGGAGGGCAUGGAGCGCUUCUGCAGCGACCUCUGCGUGGACCCCGCCGAGUUCCGCGUGCUCCUCCUGGCCUGGAAGUUCCAGGCGGCCACCAUGUGCAAGUUUACGAGGCGGGAGUUUGUGGAGGGCUGUAAGGCGCUGCGGGCGGACAGCCUGGAGGGGAUCCACGCCCGCUUCCCGCGCCUGCUGCUGGAGGCGCGGGCGGAGGACGGCUUCCGCGACCUGUACCGCUUCACCUUCCAGUUCGGCCUGGACGCGGAGGAGGGCCAGCGCUCGCUCCAGCGCGACAUGGCCGUGGCCCUCUGGCGCCUGGUCUUCACGCAGGACUCGCCGCCCAUCCUGGAGCGCUGGCUGGACUUCCUGGCCGAGAACCCGUCGGGCGUGCGCGGCGUCUCGCGCGACACCUGGAACAUGUUCCUCAACUUCACGCAGGCCGUGGGGCCCGACCUGAGCAACUACAGCGAGGACGAGGCCUGGCCCAGCCUCUUCGACUCCUUCGUGGAGUGGGAGGUGGAGCGCCGCAAGCGGGAGGAGGAGGAGGAGGAGCGGACGAGGCGCGCCGAGGCGGAGGAGGAGGAGGACCGGGACAGGGACAGGGACAGGGACCGGGAGGGGGCGUCGCCGUGAGGACCGCUACGGUGCGCCGGGAGGGACAAACUCGACGAACUGCGUCUGUGAAUCAUCCGGAUGAAGAUUAACGUUAUUGUUGCUACUGCUACUAUGAUUAUUGCUGUUGUUAUUAUUAUUAUUUUUCUUUUUUUAAAGAAGGGGUGGGGUGGGGGUGUGUAGACUGGGGUGGGGGGAGGGUGUGUCCCCAGCACCCUAUUUGCCUUGCGUUUUUUACGAAAGGGCUCCAAAAUAUGGUAUUGUUUUUUUUUUUGUAGGCACUUUUAUUUAAAUUAUUAUUAUUAUUAUUAUUAUUAUUAUUAUUAUUAUAGGGCGUGUAGUCCCUUUUUAAAUCUAGCCAGCCAUUUUAGAUGAUUUCUUUUCCCACCCCCGGCACUCGUCUGUAUGCUGGGUUUUGUUCCAUUCGAAUUGUUAAUUGACCGGCUUUUGCUCCCUAUAGAGCUUUAGGGAGGAAGGUUCCAGAAAGCGUCGCGUCAUUCGCUGAGUCGGCCUAAACGACCGCUUCCUGGAGCCUCGCCCGUGCGAGGCGAUUGGCUGGAUUUGGAGCGUGUCGCUGUGAGGUCCCGGGCGGAGGAGGGAAGCUAACUGUGCAGCGGGGGGGGGGG